AUGUUCUUCACAGUUUUGAAGAUUCAAAGAGUAUUCGAACAAAGAGAAGGAAAAGAUGGUACUUUGAAAAGAAUUAGUGAAUUGCAUCCUUCAUACCUUGCACUUCAAUAUCCUAUUUUAUUCCCUUAUGGAGAUGAUGGUUACAGAAUUGACAUCCCUCAUCGAGGUGUCGUAGACGUAAUCAAUAAGAAACGUCCAAAUUGUACAAUGAGAGAGUUUUUUGCAUAUCGUGUGCAAGACAGAAUUAAUCAGUUUUCAUUGAUUCUAAAUUCAAGGAGACUCUUUCAACAAUUCUUGGUUGAUGCGUAUACUAUGAUUGAGAGCGAAAGGCUUAACUACAUACGACUUCAACAAAAGAAUCUAAGGUCAGAUAGCUAUGAAAGUCUAUGUGAAUUAAGAAAUAAGGGCCAGCAAGACAUAUCUAAGGUUGGAAAACGAAUCUUUUUGCCCUCUUCGUUUACCGGUGGCGCUAGAUAUAUGAUGCAAAAUUAUUUAGAUGCCAUGGCUAUCUGUAAGUGGUUUGGUUGUCCGGAUUUUUUUAUAACCAUCACGUGCAAUCCAAAGUGGCCUGAGGUAAAAAGGUUUCUUAGAGACACAAAUCUUAAACCUGAAGAUAGGCCCGAUAUACUGAGCAGAUUUUGUUACACAAUCGAGUUUCAAAAGAGAGGAUUGCCUCAUGCCCACCUAUGCUUAUUCUUAGAAAAUGAAUCCAAACUUCCAACGGUAGACCAUGUUGAUCCAUUUAUAACUGCAGAAAUCCCUGAUGAAGAUGAAGAUGCAGAAUUAUAUGCGCUUGUGAAAGACUAUAUGAUUCAUAGUCCAUGUGGUAACGCUAAUUUAAGUUGUCCAUGUAUGGUUGACAAUAAGUGUUCGAAGGGUUUUCCAAAGAAUUUUCAAGAUCAUACUACACUGGAUUCAAAUGGAUUCCCAAUAUACAAAAGAAGAGAUAAUGGUUCUUAUGCAGUAAAAAAUGGAAUCGACUUAGACAACAGAAGUGUUGUGCCAUACAACAAAAAACUUUUGAAACGCUACCAGGCACAUAUAAAUGUUGAGUGGUGCAAUCAAGACGGAUCAAUUAAAUAUUUGUUUAAAUAUAUAAACAAAGGCCCUGAUAGAGCAACCAUUGCUGUUGUCCAACAUGAUAAUAACAAUGAACAACUAGAACAAGACGAGGUCAAAGAAUAUUAUGAUUGUAGGUAUCUAUCGGCUUGGGAGGCAUCUUGGAGGAUCUUCGCCUAUGAUGUGCAUUACAGGACUCCUUCUGUUAUGAGGCUGCCUUUCCAUCUUCCCGGAAAACAACCUGUUGUUUUUGGACCCGACGAGGAUAUUAAUCAAGUCCUUAACAAACCAUCUGUCAAAGCUUCAAUGUUUCUUUCCUGGAUGGAACGUAACAAAGACCCGAAUGACACAUUGGCCCGUACACUUACAUAUGUUCAGUUUCCAAGUUGGUAUGUAUGGAAGCUUGAUAAACGUUGUUGGGAACCUAGACAAAGACAUAAGUCAAUUGGGAGAAUUCACGCUGUAAGUCCGUCUCUUGGGGAAGCAUAUUAUUUAAGAAUUCUUCUUAACAAAGUGAAAGGACCAAAAUCUUUUGAUGAUAUUAAAACAGUUGAUGGUAAGGUAUAUGAUACAUUUAGAGAUGCAUGUUAUGCACUCGGUCUUUUGGACGAUGACGCUGAAUACAUUGAGGCAAUCAAGGAAGCAAAUGAAACAGGAUCCCCUUCGUAUCUUCGUAAUUUAUUUGCUACUUUGCUAUUAACAAAUAUGUUGUCCAGACCUGAGGUUGUAUGGGAAAGCACAUGGAGAUACAUGACAGACGACUUUAUCUAUAGACUUAGAAAAUAUCAUCAACUUACAGCUUUAUCAAUUCCAGAUCAUCAGCUUAAAAACUACGUUUUGAGUGAAGUUGAAAAAUUCUUAGCCAGGAACAACUCAUCACUCAAAAGAUUUGAGACAAUGCCGUACCCAGAUAAUGCGUCUAUGUCUGAUUCAGACAAUCGUUUGAUUAACGAGGAGCGUAUCUACGACCAAACGAAUCUUCAAGUUGAAUUUAAUAAUAAACUUAAUUUGCUAACUGAGGGGCAACGAUCAAAAGGUCAAAUUGUAUUAAACGUUGCUUCAAGUGGCAUCGCGUCGUUGUUAUUGUCUGGUGGCAGGACCGCGCAUUCCAGGUUUCGUAUUCCAUUGAAUCUUACAGAGGAUUCAGUUUGUCAUAUAAAACCUGAUGGAGAUGUUGCUAGACUACUACACGAAACAAACUUGAUUAUAUGGGAUGAAGCGCCUAUGGUCCAUAAGCAUGCAUUCGAAGCGUUGGAUAGAACAAUGAACGACAUUUUCAAUAUCGACACUUCCAACAGAUCAAACAUCCGCUUUGGAGGAAAGGUUAUUGUUUUAGGAGGCGAUUUUAGACAGAUCCUUCCUGUUGUUCCAAAUGGUGGAAGACAAGAGAUUGUCAAUGCCUCAAUAAGUUCGUCUUAUCUGUGGAAUACAUGUAAGUUGCUGAGACUAACAAAAAACAUGAGGUUAACAGUUGGAAGUUCAGCAUCGGACGCUGAAGAAAUAAAACAAUUUGCCAAAUGGCUUUUGGAUAUAGGUGAGGGAAAUGUUGGUGGUCCAAAUGAUGGAGAAGCGUCAAUUGAAAUACCAAGCGACCUUCUAAUCACUGAUACAUCGGAUCCCAUUUCAACUUUAAUUGAUUUUGUGUAUCCUUCAAUUCUCGAAAACUUCAACAAUCAGAAUUAUUUCAGUGAGAGGGCUAUACUUGCACCUAAGAACGAGGUUGUGCAUGAAAUUAAUGAUCGGUUGUUGUCACUAUUCCCAGGCGAAGAACGAGAGUAUCUUAGUUCAGACAGUCUUUGUCAGUCUGAAAAUCCAAACGCUACACAACAAAAACUAUACUCUCCUGAUGUGCUUAAUAGUCUUAAAGUAUCCGGCUUACCUAAUCAUAGGCUAGCACUAAAAGUAGGCGUGCCGGUGAUGCUAUUACGUAACAUUGACCAACAAAAUGGUCUUUGCAAUGGUACACGACUACAAGUCAAAAAAAUGUAUAACCGUGUAAUAGAAGCCGAGAUAAUAUCCGGAGGGAACAUAGGCACUCGCACUUAUAUACCAAGGAUUAGUUUGAUACCUUCUGAUAAAAAAAUUCCUUUUGAGUUUCAAAGGAGACAAUUUCCGUUGGCUGUUUGUUUCGCAAUGACUAUUAACAAGAGUCAGGGACAAUCACUGUCUAGAGUUGGUCUGUAUCUGAAGCAACCAGUUUUCACCCAUGGUCAGCUGUAUGUUGCUUUAUCAAGAGUUAAAACCAGACAAGGAGUUAAACUUCUGAUUUUGGACAAUGACGGCAAACCUACUAAUAAAACGACAAAUGUAGUUUACAAAGAAGUAUUUCGUGACUUGUGA
Helianthus annuus (common sunflower) is the source of this 3399-nucleotide messenger RNA. RefSeq lists its product as uncharacterized. NCBI's taxonomy places the organism in Eukaryota, Viridiplantae, Streptophyta, Magnoliopsida, Asterales, Asteraceae. The coding region runs from base 1 to 3399 and encodes 1132 amino acids. The record is from RefSeq and is a predicted model, not a curated record. The transcript has 5 exons. Gene Ontology annotation, biological process: telomere maintenance; DNA repair. Gene Ontology annotation, molecular function: DNA helicase activity.